Entrophospora sp. SA101 is the source of this 867-nucleotide messenger RNA. Lineage: Eukaryota; Fungi; Glomeromycota; Glomeromycetes; Entrophosporales; Entrophosporaceae. The record is from the annotation of a GenBank genome assembly.
AUGAGCAAAAGGGCUUUUUACCUUACCACCCCAAUAUUUUAUCCAAAUGAUAAAUUACAUUUAGGACAUGCCUAUUGCCUGACUAUUGCUGAUAUUAUUGUUCGCUACAAAAAAAUCCAAGGUUACCAAGUUCAUUUGCAAACCGGCAGUGACGACCACGGAGAAAAAAUUGAAAAAAAAGCUCUCUCUUUGGGUAUCAGCCCCCAAGAGUUAGUUGACAAAAAUGUUUUUCUUUUUCAACAAUUAUGGAAAGAAUUAGGAAUUUCCGAACACAUUUUCUACCGCACCUCCUCUCCUUUUCAUAAAGAAAAAGUUCAAAAAACCUUUACUAAAUUAUUAGAAAAAGGUGAUAUUUAUUUAGGCGAAUAUCAAGGAAAAUAUUGCGUUGCUUGUGAGGAUUAUGUUAGUGAAAGCAAAAUUAUUAGCAACAAUCUUUGUCCCAAUUCUGAUUGCCAAACUGAAUUACGAAAAAUCAAUGAACCAGCUUAUUUUUUGAAAGUCAGCAAAUAUUAUUCUCGUUUAAAAGAACACUACCGGCAAAAUCCGGGUUUUCUUUUACCUGGCAAAGCCAAAAAGGAACUUUUUAGCAAUUUCUUAAAUGAGAAUGUUCCUGAUUUAUGUAUUACCCGUAGCGAUAUUAAGUGCGGAAUUUCGGUUCCCAAUAAGGAAAAAAUGAACAAAAAUAAUGAUUAUCUUUUGGUUUAUAAUAAAAAAUAUAACAAAUGGCAAUUUCCCGGUGGCAAAUUAGAGAAAGGAGAAAGUGCUGAGGAAGCUGCUAAAAGAGAAGUAUUUGAAGAAACCAGCUUAGUAAUCGAGGAUUUAGAAAAAAUUGGGGAAGAAAAUUUUUACGCUAACAAUAUUUGGUGA